AUGGCUGCACAGCUAAUCAGUGACAAACUUUCUGAUAAUAUUGUCUCAGAUACCCCACAUGAAUUUCUAAACAUGGUGGAAAAGCUCUGUGAGGAAAGUGGCAAUGAUUGGUACCGUGUUUACCUGAUUCGUAAGAUCAGCGAAAGGCAGGGUGUUGAACUUGUUCAGUCUUUGGCAAAAAAAGCAGAGUUUAAUUGGCUUUUUCCAGAGGAGAUCAAGCAGCAGAAUGCAGAUGAAGGUCUGAUGGACGUGUUUCUGGUUUAUGGUGAGGAGUACAAAACAGUUAGGGAAGCAGUCGCUAAGGCUUUAAUGGAUGGUGAAGUUGGGCAGAUAGAAAAAACAUUGGAGUCCAUCAAGAAGAUCAUCCAUCCAGAUGUGGAAGAUGUUUACUUGUUUUUGAGUCAACAUGCAGUAAAAGAUCUCGAUCAGCUAACUCAAGCCCUGGCAAAAGGAGCGGAUGAUGCUGUAACCACUGCUCACUUGAUUCUCAAAUCCCUUCAAGUACCAGUGCAGGCCAGUCACUAUAAUAUUGACGCCAAUCUAUCCACAAAAGAAUCCAGAAACACCUGGGAGACAGCUGUGGCCACAGACAUUAUGUCAACUACACUAAAGAUUGUUGAUCAACUCCUGCAAGUAGCAAAGGACCACAUCACAAAUGACUCCCGUGUAUCUUCUAACUUUAUCCUGAGGACGGCUUUUGGUGAUGACUGUAAAUUCCUCAAAUCGCUGCAGCAGACAUCUGAAGUUCACAAUUCUGCAGUGUGGAGCUGCAGGGAGAGGCUGUCAUUGCUUAGCCUCACACACAUCAUAGAGUACAGCGAACAAAAAGAUGAUCUGCCACUGCUCUGGAAGUUCCUCCAGAAGGAGAAAGAAUAUCGUCAGAUAUCGUUUCUACCAGAUAUAGUAAAGUUGCAGAACCGUUUGGUGAAAAAGUUCCAGAAUGCCCCUGAACAGAUUGUGGGUUCCAUUUCUGAAUUCCUAAAUAUUCAAAAAGGUACAUUUUGAAUGUGGUAUGAAAAACACAUUGAAAUAUUCCUGAAAACUUGGAACCUCUUAAGAGUACAUGUAACAAACAAUGAGCUAAAAAUCCCGGAGGAAUUUUGCAAUGAAGACUUGGACAAGAACAGUGAGCUACAAUACCUCUUGCCACGGCGACAGGGUCCAGGACUAUGUGCCACAGGACUAGUUAGCUACCUGGUGACACUGCAGAAUGAGCUGGUGAAUGCUGUGGAACGCCACACUGGAGAUGACAGCAGUUACACGGUUGCUUUGGAUGACCUCAUGGAGCAGCAUGUGAUCUGCUAUGAUGUGGAGAAGGACCUGCUGCCUCUGGUUUUGUCCAACUGCCAGUACAGCUUAGAACGUGGGCAUGAGACAUUGUCAGAAUAUGACCUGCCUCGCAUCCAACAACAGUUCCUUACACGCUUCUUACAAGGAAAACCUCUCAUUACCCGCACGGGAAUUCCUACUCUGAUCAAUACACAACAGAGAGACUAUGGUUCUAUUUUCAAAACUAUCAAAGGAAAAGUCUCCCAGGAUUUACUUGUCACUCUGACCCAAAACAGUGUGUCCAGAGAGCUUGACUCCUACAGUGAGGUGUGUGAAGCACUUAAGGUUGUUGACUUGCUUCUGGGAUUCCUAUCAUUGACUGGUGGUGAUCCCAGGAUGCCAGUGGUUACUUACCUUAAGGACAAAUUAAAGAUGGGCCAGAGCAUUGAUGAACACAUACAAAAAGCUUUGAACAAAUGCAGGCUGGGACACUGUGUGUCCUUGUGGCAACUUCUCUCAUCCCUUAAAUCUGAAAACAUGCUGCAGCUUAAAAUGGAUCCCUUUUCAGGAUAUGCAAAAGAGUACCAGGAGCCACUGACUGAACAGAACAAGACAGAGCUUAAAGGCUUCAUGUCCCAUUCCAAAUCUCACCAAUGGCUGCUGGAAAUGCAUGAAUUUAUCCUACUGAAUCUCAGCCAUCCACAUGCCACAGAUCGCUACAAGCCUUCCUGGGGUGUUAAAGAGGCAAUGGAUCUCUACAUGGAUCAGAAACAAGAAGAAGUUCCUGUUUAUGUUGAGCAAAUUUUUCCAAUGAAUCUGCUGCUUUCACAGAUUUUGGAGACUUGGAAAUAUGUGGUCACAUCCAAACGAGAGUGGAUGGAGGGGUGA
Cyprinodon variegatus (sheepshead minnow) is the source of this 2157-nucleotide messenger RNA. RefSeq names its product E3 ubiquitin-protein ligase RNF213-like. NCBI's taxonomy places the organism in Eukaryota, Metazoa, Chordata, Actinopteri, Cyprinodontiformes, Cyprinodontidae. Gene Ontology annotation, molecular function: ATP hydrolysis activity; ubiquitin-protein transferase activity. The record is from RefSeq and is a predicted model, not a curated record. The transcript has 15 exons. Gene Ontology annotation, cellular component: cytosol; nucleolus; membrane. Gene Ontology annotation, biological process: sprouting angiogenesis; ubiquitin-dependent protein catabolic process; negative regulation of non-canonical Wnt signaling pathway.